Molecule: messenger RNA, 612 nt
Organism: Aspergillus affinis
Lineage: Eukaryota; Fungi; Ascomycota; Eurotiomycetes; Eurotiales; Aspergillaceae
Exons: 3
Source: RefSeq, a predicted model, not a curated record
CUGAGCCCCACCGACCCCCCCGUCGCCGACUGCGAAGGCGAUUCCAAGGCCAUCGCGAAGACUCUACGAUUCCUAGUCGAAGAUGAAGGCAAAGCUAUAGUCAUCGUGAUGCAUUCCUACGCAGGAAUGCCCGGAGCUACUGCAGCCCCGGGGUUAUCCAAGUCACAGCGGUCGCAACAAGGCAAACCCGGCGGUAUUGUCGGUUUGAUCUUCAUCGGUGCCUUUAUAGUUCCCGAAGGAUUGAGCUGUGCGGGAUUGCAAGGCGGGAAUCUUCCUCCAUGGAUUUUGCUUGACAAGCCUUCGCGUGAUGUAAACAUCCCCGAAGAUCCGAUCGGUAAUUUCGCCGGGGAUGUCGACUCGGAUUUGGCAAAGGACCUCGCACCACACCCUGCGUGGGCUGAUGCCGAAUUCAAGGGUCGAUUGGCUUUUAUUGUGAUUACGAAAGAUCGAGCGGUGCUGAAGGACACGCAAUAUGGCAUGAUGGCCGCGACUCAGCAGGAGUGGAUUGUCAAGGAGAUAGCGUGCAGUCAUUGUGGGCCUUUUUUGAACAGGGUUGACGAGACAGUUGCGGUGUUACAGGAUAUUAUCAGCCGAUUUUCGGCGUCGAGAUAG